AUGGGUCGAGUUAAACUCCCAAUUAAGAGAAUAGAAAACACGACGAAUCGGCAAGUUACCUUCUCCAAACGUAGAAAUGGGAUCGUUAAAAAGGCUUACGAGCUCUCCGUUCUUUGUGACAUCGACAUUGCUCUCAUCAUGUUCUCUCCCUCUGGUCGUCUCACUCACUUCUCCGGCAAGAGCAGAAUCGAGGAAGUGUUUGCACGUUACAUAAAUCUGCCCGAUCAUGAUAGAGGAUGUGUUGUUCAAAAUAGAGAGUUUUUACUGAGCACCCUUAAGAAACUCAAGAACGAAAGUGACAUAGCCCUUCAACUUGCCAUUCCAGCGGCCAAGAAUUCAGAUGUGGAGGAACUCCGAAGAGAAAUUAGCAACUUGCAACAUCAGCUUCACACGGCUGAACAGCAGUUAAGUAUUUUUGAGCCGGACCCUCUUUUGCUCAAAUCAAUGGAGGAACUUGAAUCAUGUGAGAAGAAUCUUUUGGACGCCUUGAGGCGUGUCAAGCAAAUUAGAAAGGAAAAUAUACAUAAUACCCAUUUAUCCGCCUAUGACCCAUCUAGUGCACAGAUAUACUUGGACACACAAGAUGGACUACCAACAUCAUUUGAAAAUGAGAUCGUUUCUUGGUUACCAGAGAAUGGACACAACCCAACCCAAAUUUGUGUAGGAUCUGAAUCGUCUUGCAUCCCUAUGCGGAACCAAUCCCCAGAGGAAAUUUAUAAUCAGGUACCUUAUGACACAAAUAAUAUAAAUGUGGAUUCAAGCAACAUGGGAGGAUACCACAUAAGCAAUCCAGGUGAUGAUGGGUUACCGUCUUGGCAUCAUUCCUGCUCUGCAACAGAACUCCUCUCUACCUUCAUGCCCCCAACCUCAUUUCCUCCCAUUAAGCAUGAAGUUGCAGGACUAAGCAUUUCAUCAAUGAUGUCGCAGCAGCAGGUAGAGACUGCAUCAAACUACCCACUAGUGCCAUCUAGCAGCGAAGAUGCAAACUGCGAGGGCAAGCUGCCUCAAAUGAAAGUAGAAUGA
This is a messenger RNA of Alnus glutinosa, 1023 nucleotides long. RefSeq names its product agamous-like MADS-box protein AGL104. The record is from RefSeq and is a predicted model, not a curated record. The transcript is spliced from 11 exons. Gene Ontology annotation, molecular function: DNA-binding transcription factor activity, RNA polymerase II-specific; protein dimerization activity; RNA polymerase II cis-regulatory region sequence-specific DNA binding. NCBI's taxonomy places the organism in Eukaryota, Viridiplantae, Streptophyta, Magnoliopsida, Fagales, Betulaceae. The coding region runs from base 1 to 1023 and encodes 340 amino acids. Gene Ontology annotation, biological process: positive regulation of transcription by RNA polymerase II.